AUGAAUAUAUAUAAGCCUCAUUGCCUUUCCACUCCGAUUCACGUUCCAUUCCUUUUAAACCGUCAAGUUUGUCAGAUUCUGGAACAGAAGACGAUGAUGUGGCCUUUCAGCAGAAAAGGGCCAUCUGGGUUUUCAUCCUCUUCUACUGCUGAAGAUGUUACCCAGGGGAUUGAUGGCUCUGGUCUCACUGCCAUUGUUACCGGGGCUUCGAGUGGGAUUGGUGCUGAAACUGCCCGUGUUCUUGCACUGCGUGGUGUAGAUGUUGUAAUGGGUGUGAGGAACAUGGCGGCUGGGCAGGAGGUGAAAGAUUCAAUUCAUAAGGAAAUUCCUGCGGCCAAAGUUGAUACCAUGGAGUUGGAUCUCAGUUCUAUGGCAUCUGUUAGGAAGUUUGCAUCAGACUUUAAUUCUUCGGGCCGUCCCUUAAAUAUUUUAAUUAACAAUGCAGGAAUCAUGGCAAACCCGUUUAAGCUUUCCAAGGACAACAUAGAACUACAGUUUGCCACAAAUCACUUGGGUCAUUUCCUCUUGACUCAUCUGUUAUUGGACACAAUGAAAAAAACAUACCAUCAAACAAAGAAAGAGGGAAGAAUAGUAAAUCUUUCAUCCGAGGCUCACCGCACUACCUAUAAAGAAGGUGUUCGCUUUGAUAAGAUCAAUGAUGAAGAGGGGUACAAGAGGUGGCUUGCAUAUGGUCAAUCAAAGCUCUCAAACAUACUGCACGCAAAUGAGCUUUCGAGACGCUUGAAGGAAGAUGGGGUUGAAAUAACUGCCAACUCGCUUCAUCCAGGAGUGAUUGCAACCAAUCUUUUUCGUCAUUUUGGGGUUUUUGGAGAAAUUGUGGGUAAGCUAGGAAAGCUUGUUUUGAAAACCCCGCAACAAGGAGCAGCCACAACAUGCUAUGUAGCAUUAAAUCCACAAGUGAAGGGGAUAAGUGGCGAAUACUUUUCAGACAGCAACAUAGCAAAACCAACCUCCAAGGCAACGGAUGUCGAUUUGGCAAAGAGACUCUGGGAUUUUAGCAUGGAUCUCACGAAGCCAUAA
This is a messenger RNA of Oldenlandia corymbosa var. corymbosa, 1041 nucleotides long. The record is from the annotation of a GenBank genome assembly. NCBI's taxonomy places the organism in Eukaryota, Viridiplantae, Streptophyta, Magnoliopsida, Gentianales, Rubiaceae.